UACAUUGACAGAAAGUAAGAAAAUAAACUAUAGAAUAGAAAUAAAUAAAAAAAAUAAAUACAGGUCAAAUAAUUCAUCAGAAAGCCUCGUUUAUUAUUAAAUAAUUGUUGAGCUAAUUAUAGGAAAAUGCCUACAGUAUUGUUAUUGGAUGUAUCUCUGUCCAUGUCCCGGCCGGUGCCUACUUGCGACACCACAGAAAGUCACACAAGACUAUCAUUAGCAUCAGCAGCUAUAAACACAUUUUUAGACUACCUAAGCUUACAUUCUAAAUUAGAAUAUGUUUCAUUGGUCACUUUUUCUUCAACCUAUGAAGUGACCAUACCUUUUACGCGAGACUAUGAAACUAUCCAAAGCAAAUUACCACAUUUGGAGGAAGGUGAUAAAACAAGUAUAGAAAAUGCUUUACUUGGUGUGAACCAACUGAUCCUCAGUGAAUGGGGCUACCAAACAGCUGUACAAAUUAUUCUGGUAACUGAUGGCAACUGUGGAGUUGGUACAAUUGGCCGCAACCGCAUCAUUCAGGCUCUCCCACUACCCCCAUCAUACCCUGCCAGAAUACAUGUGUUGCCUAUAGUGUCUCCACACGAUUCUUGUUUACAACAUGCUAUGCCACUUUAUCAGAAGAUAGUAGACUUGGCAAUUAAUACCACAAGUGGCUCAAAUCUUAGCAUAACACGAGGUGCUAUUUUCUGUCCUGAACAACUCACUGUCACAGGGGUAAUAUCGGCAAUGACGCGACUCUGUGAGCAACAUUUCCAAGAGUUCUGGUGUACGUUGAAGUGUGGUCAGUUAGAAGCAAAGGUGCAACUGUUUCCGGCCCCGCAAGCAGCGUCGCACGAAGGCCUGGCUGCAAGCUAUACGAUUUCUCACCAACUGCAUGUAGUGGGCUUCCUUCAUCAGCAGGAUUUAGGAACACCAAUAGCAAUAAGUAAGCAUCUAGUCAUACCACAAGCGCAAACAGGAGGAAAUAAUACCAGCCGGGAGAAUUUCGAUCCAAAAACAACAGCAAAGGAAGGUUCCAGUACAGAUGGUUCAACUACUGAAGAAGACACGUCCGACCCUAGCAAGAUACCCAACUUCUGUGUCUUAUUACAUGGUGCUCUCAAAGUGGAAAGUAUGUCGGCCAUAGUGCAACUAGGCGCGGAAUGGUGGGGCACGCUGACGGCGUGGUGCGAGGCGUCGCGCGCGCGCCGCUCGUGCCUGCUGCUGAGCGUGCUGCGGCCCGGCGCGGCCGCCGCGCCCUGGCUGGGCCCGCUCGACCAGCUGGGCGUGGCCGACGAGGGCUCUACUACGGAAUCAUUCCCAAUCCGUUCGUGGCGUUCAUACAUCAGCGGCGGGUCGGGAUUCGCGUGGGCGCGGCCGCACGCGCUGCUCGCUGACGUGCAGAAAGUGUUGCGCCACGCGCGUAAACUGCCGGAUAAGACGCAACAUUUAUAUAAGGAGUUAAACCGUCUCCGUCGAGGCGCGAUCUCCCUCGGUUUCUCAGAGUUACUCACUUGCGUAGGAAAUGCCCUAGAGCGCGAAUGUGCGGCCUUGUCUUCAACCGCCAACCCAGAGUGCGCUCUACAACUAGCACACGCCGCCGCUGCUCUGCGGGACCCAAACACCGCCUUUGAUAUCAAACAUGUGGUGCAACCACUCGCGGCUAACUUCACUGUUACUCCUAUAAACCAUUGAAUAAAUAUUUUUUAUACAAA
Messenger RNA from Amyelois transitella, 1697 nucleotides. RefSeq names its product integrator complex subunit 14 (gene IntS14). Lineage: Eukaryota; Metazoa; Arthropoda; Insecta; Lepidoptera; Pyralidae. Gene Ontology annotation, cellular component: integrator complex. The transcript is spliced from 10 exons. Bases 127 to 1677 code for a protein of 516 amino acids. Gene Ontology annotation, biological process: snRNA 3'-end processing. The record is from RefSeq and is a predicted model, not a curated record.